UUUCUCUUAUCUACCCACUCUCUCACAACUCAACCCUCUCUCGAAGAACCCUUUCUUAAACCUUAUCUUCUGAGAGAGAGCAAAUUUCUCAAAAGAGCUAAUAAGAAUAGCCAUGUCUGCCUCUGCUUCCUCUCUCUCUGCUUUCAACCCUAAAUCCCUUCCUCUCUCCGUUUCCAGGCCCGCUUCCCUCUCCGUCUUGCCUCCUUCCCUCUCCUUCAAACUCCACUCCGACCACCUCGUCUCCCUCUUCGCUUCCUCCUCCUUGAAAUGCUCCUCCAGGUUCGUCAGGAAUGUUGCCGUCUCCUCUGAUUUCGAGGUCGAGGAAGAUGACAUGUUCGCUGACGGUGACGAUUCCGCCCCUGUCGAGCGUACCUCUUUCUCUCCUGACCUUAAGCUCUUUGUUGGUAACCUUUCCUUUAACGUUGAUAGCGCUCAGCUCGCUCAGCUCUUUGAGAGCGCCGGCAAUGUUGAGAUGGUUGAGGUUAUCUAUGACAAAGUGACUGGACGGAGCAGAGGUUUCGGAUUUGUGACAAUGUCCACUGCAGCUGAAGUUGAGGCUGCAGCUCAGCAAUUCAAUGGCUAUGAAUAUGAAGGCAGACCCUUGAGAGUCAACGCUGGCCCUCCUCCUCCUAAGAGGGAGGAUUCCUUCUCCAGAGGACCAAGAAGUGGCGGUUACGGAUCUGAGCGUGGUGGUGGCUACGGUUCUGAGCGUGGUGGUGGUUACGGUUCUGAAAGAGGUGGAGGUUACGGGUCUCAACGAGGUGGUGGUUACGGCGGGUCUCAACGUUCCAGUUAUGGUUCUGGAUCAGGGUCAGGUUCGGGCUCAGGUUCAGGAAACCGUCUCUAUGUUGGCAACCUCUCCUGGGGUGUGGAUGACAUGGCUCUUGAGAACAUGUUUAAUGAGCAAGGAAAGGUUGUUGAAGCCAGGGUCAUUUACGACAGGGACAGUGGUAGAUCUAAGGGUUUUGGGUUUGUGACACUCAGCUCUUCACAAGAGGUUCAAAAGGCCAUCAACUCUCUGAAUGGUGCAGAUUUGGAUGGAAGACAAAUAAGAGUCUCAGAGGCUGAGGCUAGGCCACCAAGAGGCCAAUUUUGAGCGGCCACCCCCACUUCACAUUCUCAAAAAAUGCAGAUUCUGGAGGGUUCUUUGAAGCAUAUGGGGUUAGAGUGAGACGAUGGCGGUUUCAGACAGUAACUAAAACUCACUGCUGGUGCGCGCUAGGCUUUAUUCCGCCUUAGAUGUAUGAAGAUCAUAAAGGAAAUGGUCUUUUUUUUUUUUUGAGAGAGAUAACGAUUAGGUUAAAAGCAGAGGCUCGUGUUUCUUGUCUGUCUGAAUCCUGCGAUUGAUUUUAGUUGGAUUUGCAUUUUUCUUCUUCCCCUUUUCUGUUGGUAUUUUGGAACCUUUGGCAUUUUGGAAUAUGAGUGACUGUAGAAGUCUGUUUUGUUUUAAUGUUUUUGAUCUUCUAUUCUAAAGAACCAGUCUUCCUAAAAUAAAAUUCCCGUAAUAAGUAAAUU
Messenger RNA from Capsella rubella, 1515 nucleotides. RefSeq names its product 29 kDa ribonucleoprotein, chloroplastic. The record is from RefSeq and is a predicted model, not a curated record. Gene Ontology annotation, cellular component: cytosol. The transcript has 5 exons. Gene Ontology annotation, molecular function: mRNA binding. Bases 113 to 1096 code for a protein of 327 amino acids. Lineage: Eukaryota; Viridiplantae; Streptophyta; Magnoliopsida; Brassicales; Brassicaceae.